This is a messenger RNA of Rosa rugosa (rugosa rose), 2703 nucleotides long. RefSeq lists its product as uncharacterized. The coding region runs from base 184 to 2670 and encodes 828 amino acids. Gene Ontology annotation, biological process: recombinational repair. The record is from RefSeq and is a predicted model, not a curated record. Lineage: Eukaryota; Viridiplantae; Streptophyta; Magnoliopsida; Rosales; Rosaceae. The transcript has 13 exons.
GCUUCGCAUCCUUCACAAGGCGGGACACCGAAGUGACUUGUACAAUAUGCAAAACAAAAACCGAACCGAACUCUUUUGGACCCGAGAUUCUGAGCCCAGUUCUCCAAUACAAAACCCGGCCCACUGCAAAACCAAAACCCCAAAACACAUUCCCGCGCUUCCCACUGUGAGCAGUACCACCAUAUGGAACCCUGGGAAGAAGCUCUCGACGUAGACGACGACGUUUCGGAGCUCCCCUCUUUCUCUCUUCGCCCUUGCAACCACUCUUCGUCUCCUUCCCUAAACCCCCAACCCAAACCCUCCUCUCCAUCUCCGGCCCUCAUUCCGGGCCCCGCCGGCGCCGUUCAGGCCGCGAUGCACCGCCGCUCCCAGACCUCCUCCUCCUCCGACGAGCCGAUUCCGACGCAGGAGUUCAUAAGGAGAGUCUUCGAGAACGGCGACGAGGAAGACGACGAUUUCUUCGCCGAUUCUUGGCUCCGCGCUCUCGAUUCAGAAGGCGGUGGCGGCCCUCGGACCCCUUUGGGUUCGAUCAAGAAGGGGCUUGGCACUCACAGAGUAGCUAAGGUUGUUGCUAUGAUCAAAUCUUGCACCCCAAAUGGUCUUGGUGAUCUCAUGUUGACUUUGAAGGAUCCUACAGGUACAAUUGGUGCUACCAUCCACUGCAAAGCCCUUUCUGAGGGAGAGUUUGGGAAGAGCAUUUCUGUGGGUGCGGUUUUGGUUCUGCAGAAGGUUGCUGUGUUUUCCCCCUCACACACUGCAUGUUAUCUUAAUGUGACGGUGAGCAACAUUGUCAAGGUCAUUUCCAAGGAUAGUGGGCCUCUUGCCACAAAAGAUUUUCCAAUUUCGUCAGUUAAUACUCCUGCUCUCAUCAGUGCAGAAAGUAGUAAAAUGUUACGGAUGCCACAAGAAAAACUCCUCCCAUCAGAAGAAAGUACUCAGCGAAUCAUGGAAGGUCUGAGACAAAAUUCCAAGGUGAUUGGGAGUGAAAAUAUUGAGAAGCAUAUGGAAACUGGCCACGCGGCACCAGGAAGGAUUUUCUCUGCUCACGUGCACUCUGGAAGCCAAUUUGCUGCUGUAGAGAUAGAGCCUUCAUUGGUGGAAAAGGCUAUGCGUAAUGGAAUCACUAAAAUGUCUGUUAGAGAGGACAUUAUUGAUACAGAACAAGUAACUGGGGUUGCUGAGGAGCUCAGAAUGGCUGAAGAGGACAAUUCAUCAAGCAUCAUCCAACCCAUUAGUGGUUCAGCAAACUCGACUGAGAUUCCUGAUAAUCCUGGGAGAAUAACAGGAGCAAAAAGGCCAAGGCAGCCACUGAGCUUAACAACUGCGCUCCCAGACUAUACAGAAGAACAACUAAAUCUGUUUGACUUUCUUAUGAAAGCUGUUACUUGGAUCGGAAGAAAGAGAGAUGGAGUGGAGACCGAUAAUCUUGACGGAGCCGGAGGCCAUGGACGUGUAAUUGGGGUGAAGAUCGAUCUAGACGAAGUUUCUCGCGCAAGGGCCAUCGAGGCCAUCGAUUCGUUCCUCAAACAAUACGAGGAAUGUUUUUGGUCAGUAGUGAUUGCCGAGAUCAGCACAGCGAUCAGAGAAGAGCUCCUAAAAUCUAGGAAUGUGAUCGAUGUCGAGUUGGUUGUUGAGUAUCUUUCAAACGGCGGCGUUGAGAAGAAGGAGGAGGAAAGUUUGGAGGAGGAGGAGGAGGGAUUGGAGGAGGAAGAUGUGGAAGACGAGGAGGACUCGGAGGGAUCGGGGGAGGAGUUGGAAGAUGAAGAAGAUUCGGAUCAGGAGUCGGAAGAGGAAACGGAUGAGGAUUCCGAUGAUGAUGAUGUGGAGGUGGUGGCGGAGGGGAAAACGGAGGCGGUGGUGGCUUAUGAGGAGGAGGAGAUAUAUGCAAAGGAUCACAUUCCAAUUAUUGCAUCCGUCUUUGAGCAUCAUUUCGGCAUGCUAUUGAGCGAGCCAUGCAUUAUGACAUCAAACAAUAAUUCAGACCCCUUAAAAGCAUCCCUUCUCAUCAGAAGUUCAGAACUGCUGUGCAAAUUGUCAACUAUUGUUGCUAUGAUCAAAUCUUGCACCCCAAAUUGUCUUGCUAUGAUCAUUUUGAAGGUACAAUUAGUGCCACCAUCCACCGCAAAGCCCUUUCAGUUUGGGAAGAGCAUCUUUGUGGGUGCAGUUUUUGUUCUGCAGAAGGUCAUUUCCAAGGACAGUGGACCUCUUGCCACACAAGAUUUUCCAAUUUCAUCAGUUAACAUUCCUGCUCCCAUCAGUGGAAAGUACUCAGCGAAUCAUGAAACAUCUGAGAAGCAUAUGGAAACUGGCCACACGGCACGAGGAAGGAUUGUCUCUGCUCACGUGCACUCUGGAGGCCAAUUUGCUGCUGUAGAGAUAGAGCCUUCAUUGGUGGAAAAGGCUAUGCCUAAUGGAAUCACUAAAAUGUCAGUUAGAGAGGACAUUACUGAUACGGAACAAGUAACUGGGGUUGCUGAGGAUCUCAGAAUGGCUGAAGAGGACAAUUCAUCAAGCAUCAGCCAACCCAUUAGUGGUUCAGCCAACUCGACUGAGAUUCCUGAUAAUCAUGGGAGAAUAACAGGAGCGAAAAGGCCAAGGCAGCCACUGAGCUUAACAACUUCACUCCCAGACUAUACAGAAGAACAACUAGAUCUGUUUGAUUUUGACUGAGGCUUACCUUGAUACUCGAUUGCUUAGAAUCAU